Messenger RNA from Cutaneotrichosporon oleaginosum, 3381 nucleotides. RefSeq lists its product as uncharacterized. Gene Ontology annotation, cellular component: SIN/MEN two-component GAP complex; mitotic spindle pole body. Gene Ontology annotation, biological process: regulation of Ras protein signal transduction; mitotic spindle orientation checkpoint signaling. Gene Ontology annotation, molecular function: GTPase activator activity. Lineage: Eukaryota; Fungi; Basidiomycota; Tremellomycetes; Trichosporonales; Trichosporonaceae. The record is from RefSeq and is a predicted model, not a curated record.
CGCAUCCAUCCUCCCUUCUCAUCAUCAUCCAUCGCCCCCUCUCCAUCACCCACACCGUCGCUCUCUUCACUCUUCAAUCACGCCUUACCCCCCCAUAUCCUCCCCUACUCCCUUCCUAUCCACUUCGCGACGAACCCCCGACUUGGCCACCUGCCGCUCCACUCCCAUCCAAACCACUUCGUGUCGCUCACGGACACCCGCGUAUCAUUUCUUAUCAACCGCGCCUUCCUCCAUCCCAUCUGGCGCCCAUCACCCCCUCCCAUCUACCUCUCCCACACCCCACCCGUCCCGCUCUCGCCUGGUCGCGACGAGCACCCCUAUUGCUCCGCGCUGGCCGCGGAUCCCCCCAUCUUGACCUACUCCCUCACGCACACCCCCAUCCCAUUCCCGCGGCCAUGCCAAUCCCUCCUCCAGGAGGAUGGGUCGCGCCCGCAGACGACUGGUCUGAUGAUCCAUCCUUUGACUUUGGCGAGGGUGGGAUGCUGUCCACAUCGAGCCCAGCUUCGAGCAGCAGCCGUUCUUCGCGUCCCGCACGCGAACGGAGGCUAAGUGGCUCGCCCUUGCGUCAAAUGCACCUGAAGGACAUAGUUGAGGAUGACUUUGUGAUCGACGACGACGCGUUCGACGACGCACCACCCCCUACCCUCAAGAGCCGCAUUCCUCUUCCCAUCCAGUCUACACCACCUUCGACAUCUACACUUCUUCGCAAGAGCAGUUCACCCUCAUCGACAUUGCGUGCUCGCAAGGACUCUUCAUCACCUCGCUCAAACAUGAAGACCCUCACGCUUAACGCCACUGUGAUGGGCUCCGGCCCAAAGGGUGUCGGUACCAUCACUCGCUUGGGCUCGAACGGCAAAGCAGUGGCGGGCGGCAACGUAAAGGCCAAGGCCCGUGCAAUUGAGAAGGCCUGGGAGGGCGACCUUGAUUUUGACUCGUCCUUCGAUAGUUUCACUAGCAGUACUGGCUCAGGAGGAGGAGGAGGAGGAGGAGGAGGAGGUCUUCAGCUCAAGCUCAAGCCAAAGAGCUUGUCCGCGCAGCUGGCGGACAUGAAUGCACUCGACGACCUGCCCGACCUCGACGACGGCGAUCAGGACACAUUGAAGGCGAGCGCAACACUCAAGGCAAAGCUGCCACCUCCACGAAGGAAAGACGAUAAUGCCACGAUCAAACUCUACGCAAAGCCGCCACAGGUCAAAGCGCCUAAACAAGAGGACGAUGAGUUCUUGGAGGAUGACCUCGUUCUCCCACUCAAUCUCACGAACCUCACGCUCGCAACACAGAGUCAACCGGUGCGCAAGUUGCGCCCACGCACGUCGAUGGCAUCGACGGCCACCACCGCGACUGACUGGGACGCACCGACCACCCCAUCCACAACCGGGCGCAAGAGCAUCGCAGGUGCCUUCUCCUGGGGCGACGAGAGCCCCAACCGGGGCCGCCACUCUGAAACCUCUGCUACAAGUGUGUCCGACGACCCCGAGCGCGACUUCUCCGGAGACAAAGACAACAUGGACGAGGAAGACUACGAGGAUGGAAUCGUGCUUCCUGACCCCUCCUUCUUCACAUCUCGUAACGCCAACACUCUCAAUCAGAUCCUGGACCGCAAGCGCAAGCAGCAGUAUGCUCCCCCGCCACCACCACCUCUUCCCCAACGGGGCGAUGACUCGUUCGAGGAUGGGAUCGUGUUCGAUAAUCCGCGAGCAGAACUCACACACCGCCGGCUCGAGAAAAACCGGCGCAACCGCACAAUACCCACGCCAUUCCUCCUCGGCGCCGAGCGUAAGAAGGCCGAGACGUCCAAGCUCGGGUACCCCUUCCCCUUCCCCCCACCCCCCACGCCGCCCAGUGCGCCCCCACCGCAACGGGCACGGAGCCCUGGAGGUAGUCUGCGCUCAAACUCGGGCAAGACGCGCCCGGAGAGCCCCUUCUUCCGGUCGGGAACACGCUCUCGCCGGACGUCGGAGAACUCGAUGCAGCCACCACCUGUGCCCGCAUUGCCAUCACGGCCGACAGCGUCUAACCCUGUCGCGCCUAGCACUUCGCACCGCCUGCGAUCUCAGAAGAGCCAUCACAACCUGGCGCCUUCACCCUCGCCGACGCUCGCGCGCAAGCAGUCGCUCGCCAGUAUGCAGGACGCGAUGGCCAGUGGGCACAGGCCAUCGGACCUUCCGCCGCCGCUCCCAAUUAUGCCUGGCGAGAAGCCUGGCAGCAGACUCACUAUGCCGACGUCGAGCAGCCUCGCCAAGAUGCGCCCGCCCGUCAACUCGACUUUCAACCGUAGCAAAACCCGGACAAUGGAGAUGCCCCGGCGUACCAAGCAGUGGGGUGACGGUACCGAGCUGGAUGGCCUCGAGGACCUGCGUGUUGAUGACGACCCAGCAAAGUCGCCGCGUAGCACCGGGUCCAAGUCGCCAUACUCCACCCUGCGGGGUCGUAAAUCUUUCGAUCGUGCCAUGGCCAAACAGCCGCCAACGCCUACAACGGCGACAUUCAAGGCCGACGAUAAGGAGAAGGACAAGAAGAAGCGGCGUCAGCGCAAGCCCGCGCUCAACCUCAUCCGCAAUCUUGGCGCGACGGAUAAGCCCAAGACUGUCGGCGAGAUGACUUGGAACCCCCGCACAAGCCGAUGGGAAGGCAACGAGGGCGUUCUCCGCGACUUUGACGCCGUGGCAUCCAGCGCGCGACCCGCCCUCAUCUCGCACUUCACUGGCAGCUCGGUCGCGUCGUCGCCGCAUACGAGUGCACCGCAGGCGCGCAUCUUCGGUGACAUGAAGUUCGAUCCGGAGCGCAUGUGCUGGGUGUCGCUUCUGCCACCGGACGAGGUCGAGCCUGACCCGUUCGCGGACAUGGCCGACGACGAGGAGAGCGUUUCGAGCGCAGGCGGCGGCAGCGGGGGCGGCACGAUCCGGCAGCUCCCACACAAGCUCGUCAGCAUAGGCUUCAACUCGCGCUUCGUCAGCGACACGAGUAUUGGGACAGGCCUGACAGCGUCGACCGCGGCCACGGGCCACACGGGUAUGAGCACGCUCACGAGUGCGAGCUGGGAAGAGCGUGCGCCGAUGCGGACCGAGAUGCCUGAACUGUGGGCCGAGUGCCGCGAGGCCGAGGAACGACACCGCCGCGAGAUGCGCGGCUGGGUUCUGCGACCUGUGCAGAGCCAGAGUGACAUGCGCGACAGAGAGCGCCGCGAGGAGAAGCGGUUGUGGGAGGUACGAAACCUCGCACUCCGUAGCUAGGUGCUCCGCUAUAGAACGAGACACCUUGACGAUUCAUGACAUCAGCCCUUGUACAUCUAGUGACGACUUAUGACAAUGCAUGUACUACAAGAGAGAGAUGUUUGGGCAAGAUGAUGAAUGUUGUGCUGGCUAUCGCAGGCCAGGGUGU